AUGCAACUUCGUACAUUGUUAUUAGUUAUUUGUGCCGUUUUCCUGCUUCAAGCCUGUCCACCACAGCCGGGACCCCAAGGACCAGAUGGAAAAGAUGGAGAAAAGGGGGAAACGGGAGAUCCAGGACCACCAGGACCUCCAGGAGCAGUGGGACCUGCUGGACAGCAAGGACCUAGGGGACAAAAAGGUGUUCGCGGGGUUCGAGGAGUGCAUGGACCGCCAGGUGCACAGGGAGUAAAAGGAGAUGUAGGACCACCGGGGGCAAUGAUGGCAGGAUAG
Molecule: messenger RNA, 279 nt
Organism: Acanthocheilonema viteae
Lineage: Eukaryota; Metazoa; Nematoda; Chromadorea; Rhabditida; Onchocercidae
Source: the annotation of a GenBank genome assembly